This is a messenger RNA of Metarhizium robertsii ARSEF 23, 1632 nucleotides long. Its product is annotated as Peptidase aspartic. NCBI's taxonomy places the organism in Eukaryota, Fungi, Ascomycota, Sordariomycetes, Hypocreales, Clavicipitaceae. Bases 1 to 1632 code for a protein of 543 amino acids. The record is from RefSeq and is a predicted model, not a curated record. The transcript has 3 exons.
AUGAUGCCAUUCUUUGCUUCAAAGCUGCUGCUUGAGACAUCAUGGACUUUGCUGCUUGCCAUCUUCCUGGCAGCCGGCGUAGUCGCGCAAACCUGUGUGCCGCCGCCAAUAGCGCUUCCUAUCAAAAACGUCACUUUAUCGACGGGCAAGAUUCAGCGCGGUGUGUUUCUCACUGUUGCUGAGCCCGAACAGAGCUUUGCCUUUUUGCCUUAUUGGCGAGUCAACAACACAUUCCUGUACGGCCCCGCUUGUGAUUCCUUGAAUCUCACCUGGGAAGGGGACUCAUGUGUGACCUUUCGAGGAGGCGUCUAUAAGCCAGCCGAUUCAACUACCAAGGGCGCGCCGCCAUCAAGCUUCAAGCCACCCACGGAGCCGUGGAGCUCCAAGACGUACAAGUUCUUCUCGGACAAAUUCAACGUGGCUAGCAACGUGAGCUUGGACAACUUUGUCUUUGCCAAUCCAGUCGAUUACACAGGGUGGGAUUUGCAGGGCUACGACCCUUUGAACAUGAUUGGCAUGGACAGGGGCUCAACCCUCAUGUCCGCGUUACGAAGCACCGGACGUAUUGCGUCUUCAGCAUUUGGAUUCUGGUGGGGGCUCGACGGCGUUGAAGACGACGACCAACAACAGGGCUCAUUUGUAUUAGGAGGCUACGACAAAGCCAAGACGUACGGCGACGGCGCCACGAUGCUCCUCAGUCAUCACGCCGACUGCCCGACGAGCAUGAUGGUCACCAUCCAAGACAUCACGAUGAACCUGGCAAACGGCACAGACGCAUCCAUCUUCUCCAAAGAAAACGGUGGCACGGCCUUGCUGGCCUGUGUUGUGCCACAGCGGGCAACUCUCAUGGACAUGCCUCGAUCUCCCUACUUUGACAAUCUGCUGGGUAUAAUUGGCAACACCGAGGCUGGUAGAUCCACGGGCAUUGACUGGUGGACCGUCAUCAUGGACCCUUCACUCGGCAUUUACAAUGGAGGCAUCACGUUCAAGCUCGGUGGCGGCAUCAAUAUCAAGAUACCAAACCACCAGCUCGUGGUUCCCGAGAGGAAAAUAGACAAGGAUGGCAAUCUGUAUGCGAAUGCCUCGCGGCCCGUCAUCCGCAUCAACUCUCUGCAGAAUACAACUGCCAACGUGCUGCCCAUCUUGGGGCGCUAUUUCCUCACCGGGGCGUACCUCAUGGGAAACUCUGGCGCCGGCAAAUUCACCAUCUGGCAGGCAAAUCCAACCACGGACCAGAGUCUAGUCGCAGUCAACGAUGGCAACGAGGUCUUUGAUCCCAGCAAGACGUGUGCCACCACACCUACGGCAUCAUUAAGCCCAAACGGUCCCGCCGGUGGAGCGGACAAGGCGUCUGGGGACAGUGGCAACUCGACGCUCUCCUCUGGUGCGGUAGCAGGCAUAGCUGUUGGAGCUGCUGUGGCGGCGUUGGCUUGUGCCGCAUCCAUCUGGCUGUUUGUUCGGAAGAGGCGGGCGUCCUUGAACCAGCAGCAAGGUCGCCGGGCCGAAGACGCGGUGCGGGAACCCAAGGCCGAUGGCGAGGCGGAAUAUCCGGCUCAGGGCAUUCCUCAUUUUAUCCCGCAGGAGCUGCCGGCGGUUGGGAGGGAAGCCCCGCCGAUAGAGAUGCCGGGCUGA